This is a messenger RNA of Pyricularia oryzae 70-15, 606 nucleotides long. RefSeq lists its product as uncharacterized. Lineage: Eukaryota; Fungi; Ascomycota; Sordariomycetes; Magnaporthales; Pyriculariaceae. The coding region runs from base 1 to 606 and encodes 201 amino acids. The transcript is spliced from 2 exons. The record is from RefSeq and is a predicted model, not a curated record.
AUGGACGUCGUCCAUUUGCCCGAGGACGACGUUGAAACUUUCCAAAAAUUCAUCGCUGUCAUCUGCACAGACGACUACAACGAUGGUCUUGUGUGCAACCAAGAUAGUGACGUAGACAGCAUAAUGAUGCAGGUGAUGCUCGAGUCCGCAAAGCUGUACUGCAUGGCCGACAAACUCCCGGCAGAGGACUUCAAAAGGGCAGCCGUAAAGCGCCUGAGACAUGUCGUCGACUGGUUCGGAUGCAAGGUUGACCUUGACAAACACCAUUUAAAAAUGCUCAAGGUCCUCGAGGUGCUGGACAAGAUGAUCGAGCUCAUCUACACCAAGACUGCACGAGAAGACGUCGAGUUCAAAGAACGCCUGUGCUGGCUGUUUUCUCGGCAGCUGACCGAUCAGCACCUUUGGGUCUCGGUUUUGCCCAUCUUUCAGCGGUAUUGGGAUUUCCACAUGGGCGUCAUGGCUUACAUCUGCAAGUCUGCCGUGGUCUGUCUCAAAUGUCAAAAGUCCUCGACGACUCGCGUGGUCAUGAUGGCACCCCAGUACGCCAUUUGUGGGUGCUUUGUCUGCCAAAGGACUCGUAGGAUCACCAAGAGAUUUCUCCGCUGA